AUGUUAUCUACAAGAUCCUAUGCAGAGACCAUACAGCUAGAUACUCAAAACAUUACACUCUCAUCAGUCCAUCAGAACAACUCCCGUGCAACAGGUGGUUGUCCGCAGGGUCUUACAGGUUGUCCUCCAUGUGAGGUUGGUGCUAAAUUUCUUAGUAGUGGUGUUGUUUUUACUAUUACUGGUCCUUUUACUGAUACCUGUUAUGGUCUUUGCAUUACUUGUACUGAUGGUCGUGGUGGUCGUCAUCUUAGUGGUACUAUUCCUACUUGCACUGAUUAUACUGGUGUCCAUUAUAGCAAUAAUGGCUGUAGUGAUAUUUGCACUGGUGAUAGUGUUGGUGGUAUUACUUGCAAUAGUCUUAGUGGUAAUAUCGGAUGA
This is a messenger RNA of Adineta steineri, 378 nucleotides long. Lineage: Eukaryota; Metazoa; Rotifera; Eurotatoria; Adinetida; Adinetidae. The record is from the annotation of a GenBank genome assembly.